AUGUAUUUAUUUGUCAGCACUUUUAUAACUAUCCCUAAAAUCCCUAUUUCUCUCACACUCUGCUAUAGAAAACGCGCUCCGACGGCUGCUCUAAGACGAAGGCUAUUGUUAAUUUCCUAAGUGGCCUUCUCUUCUUUGCGCCUUGACUUUACAAUUUGAUAUUGAGAGCGACCUAUCUAAAGCUGCCAAAAUGUCUAGAAAGGGUUUGAUGGAGCAGGAUUUAAGCAAGUUGGAUGUAACACAACUACAUCCACUCUCACCUGAGGUUAUUUCUCGCCAAGCUACUAUAAACAUUGGUACCAUCGGUCAUGUGGCUCAUGGUAAGUCAACAGUGGUGAAGGCCAUAUCUGGUGUUCAGACUGUUCGGUUUAAAAAUGAAUUGGAACGUAAUAUCACUAUCAAGCUCGGAUAUGCCAAUGCAAAGAUAUACAAGUGUGAAGACGAUCGAUGCCCUCGACCCAUGUGCUACAAGGCAUAUGGAAGUGGAAAAGAAGACAGUCCAGCAUGUGAUGUUCCUGGGUUUGAGAAUGCCAGGAUGAAAUUGCUUAGACAUGUGUCCUUUGUCGAUUGCCCGGGUCACGAUAUUCUCAUGGCUACAAUGCUUAACGGGGCAGCAAUUAUGGAUGGAGCUUUGCUUCUAAUAGCUGCCAAUGAGAGUUGCCCUCAACCUCAAACUUCAGAACAUUUAGCUGCUGUUGAAAUCAUGCGUCUCCAACAUAUCAUAAUUCUUCAGAAUAAAGUUGACCUUGUUCAGGAAAAUGUUGCUAUCAACCAGCAUGAAGCCAUCCAGAAAUUUAUUCAGGGAACUGUCGCAGAUGGUGCACCUGUGGUACCAAUUUCUGCGCAGCUGAAGUAUAAUAUUGAUGUUGUAUGCGAAUACAUUAUCAAGAGAAUUCCUAUCCCAGAGAGGAAUUUCAUUUCACCACCAAAUAUGAUUGUGAUCAGGUCUUUUGAUGUCAAUAAGCCUGGGUCUGAAGUUGAUGAAAUCAAAGGUGGUGUUGCUGGUGGAAGUAUUUUGAAGGGUGUUUUGAAGGUAAACCAAUUUAUCGAGGUCCGUCCAGGUAUUGUUGUGAAGGAUGAAACCGAUAACAUCAAGUGCACACCUAUCUACUCCAGGAUUGUUUCCUUGUACGCAGAGCAAAAUGAAUUACAAUUUGCUGUGCCUGGAGGCCUUAUUGGAGUUGGGACAACAAUGGACCCCACACUUACACGUGCUGACAGGUUGGUCGGCCAGGUUCUUGGAGAAGUCGGUUCACUCCCUGAAAUCUAUGUUGAACUUGAGGUGAAUUUCUUUUUGCUGAGGCGAUUGCUAGGUGUCAGGACAAAGGACUCAGAAAGGCAGGUUAAGGUGUCGAAGCUGACAAAGGGAGAGAUUCUCAUGUUGAACAUAGGAUCCAUGUCAACAGGUGCACGUGUUGUUGCUGUGAAGAAUGUUUUUGCUAAACUACAGCUGACUUCCCCUGUGUGCACAAGCAAAGGAGAGAAAAUAGCACUGAGCCGAAGAAUCGAUAGGCACUGGCGUCUGAUUGGCUGGGGUCAAAUCCAAGCUGGCAUUACUCUCGAGGUUCCCCCCUGUCCCAUCUAAGUGAACUAGUUCUCUACUGAAUUUACACCGCAAACGAGAGUAGAAGAAAAACAGACAACUAGAUGGGAACAAUUUUUGUUCGAUGGAGGAGAAAAGAUUUUUUGGAUUUCCGGAUACUUAUGUGUUUAUUUUUUUUUAAAUUUCGUUUUUUUGCUUUUAAUAUUGUUUGUCUGAAGUUGGUUUAAUUGCAUUUUGGACGUUGAGUGUUAAACUAAAAACCAAUCUGUUGCAGUAUGAUUCUUGUAUGCAAAUUGUCUUGAGUAUGGCCAUUUACGAAUAUUUUGGACUUUAGUAGGCCCAAUUUCGAUUUCUGUAAAAUUAUGGGCUUUUUUUAUAUUUGAAAUAGAAAAUUAUGGGCUUCUUUUA
Erythranthe guttata (spotted monkey flower) is the source of this 1951-nucleotide messenger RNA. Lineage: Eukaryota; Viridiplantae; Streptophyta; Magnoliopsida; Lamiales; Phrymaceae. The record is from RefSeq and is a predicted model, not a curated record.